Beta vulgaris subsp. vulgaris (sugar beet) is the source of this 1575-nucleotide messenger RNA. RefSeq names its product alpha-(1,4)-fucosyltransferase. The record is from RefSeq and is a predicted model, not a curated record. The coding region runs from base 156 to 1373 and encodes 405 amino acids. Gene Ontology annotation, cellular component: membrane. Lineage: Eukaryota; Viridiplantae; Streptophyta; Magnoliopsida; Caryophyllales; Amaranthaceae. The transcript is spliced from 3 exons. Gene Ontology annotation, molecular function: alpha-(1->3)-fucosyltransferase activity.
CAGUUGAGUAAAAUUAUGGGAAAGGAAAAACAGUAGGAAAAACAACAGAAGAGAAACUUCAAAGUUCAACGUUACAGAAACUCUAAACUUUCUCUCUCUUCUCCUCUCUCACAUACUUGGGAGGAGAGAGAAAACCUAAGAAAACCCAGAACGUCAUGCGAUCGAAACCUCUUAUAAACCCAAUCUCCAUAACAAUCAUGCUAUCAAUUUCUAUAUUCUUCAUACUCUUCUUUUCUGGAUUCUUCCAAGUUCCAUCUUUUGCUUCUCCUUCUAUCACAGAUCAAACAAUCAAAUCAAGUAAACCCGACCCAUUUACCGAUUUGUUGGGUGCGUUUAGAAAAUGGGAUUCUCAAAUGGGUUGCCCGAAUUUUAGGGAAAAGUAUCAAAAUUGGGGUUUUUCAAAUGCUUCGGUUUCUUUGCAAUUUAGUAGGAUUGAUGAAGUGGGUUGUGAUAAAGAGUUGAAAUUGAAGCAUGUAAAUGUUUUGGUUAAAGGGUGGACUUGGAUUCCUGAUAAUUUGGAGAAUUUGUAUGAAUGUAAAUGUGGGUUGAGCUGUUUUUGGACUAAAUCUUCUGUUCUUUCUGAUCCUCCAGAUGCACUAUUGUUUGAAACCACUACUCCUCCUUUGCAGAGACGCAUUGGUGACCCACUACGCAUUUACAUGGAUCUUGAGGCUGGUAGGAAACGAUCGGGACGCGAGGACAUUUUCGUUAGUUAUCAUGCCAAGGAUGAUGUUCAGGCAACUUAUGCUGGAGCUCUUUUUCACAAUAAUCGAAAUUAUUAUGUGUCUUCUUGGAAGAAGAAUGAUACACUUGUAUACUGGUCAUCAUCGCGUUGCCUUCCUGAGAGAAAUGACAUUGCCAAGAGAUUUCUUUCCUUAUUACCUCAUCAUUCUUUUGGGAAGUGCUUAAACAAUGUCAAUGGCCUAGACAAGGCACUUAAUAUGUACCCAGAAUGUGCGAAAGACCCUAAUUCUGCUCCUAAAUGGUGGGAUCAUUUACAUUGCGCAAUGUCUCAUUACAAGUUUGUCCUUGCCAUUGAGAACACUAUGACUGAGAGUUAUGUGACUGAGAAGUUAUUCUAUGCCCUUGACUCUGGAGCAGUCCCCAUAUACUUCGGCGCACCAAAUGUAUGGGACUUUGUGCCUCCACAUUCAAUAAUAGAUGGUAGUAAGUUUAGCUCAUUAGAGGAACUAGCAUCUUAUAUCAAGGCACUUUCUAAUGAUCCUGUUGCUUAUGCUGAGUAUCAUGCUUGGAGAAGAUGUGGUGUGCUUGGUAAUUACGGAAAGACUCGUGCAACAAGCAUUGACACAUUGCCUUGCCGCCUGUGCGAGGCUGUUAGUAGACGGGGUGGACGGAGUGCCCGAGCUUUGUGAAAUGCUGAUCAUUAAUGAUGGUGAGGAGAGAUUUAUGAUCUUUUUCUUCAAUUUUGAGGAUCUAAUUUUGUUGUAAAUGUAUGUCCAUUUGUUGUGGAAAAAGAAAUACAAAUAUAGGUUGUAUGAUGUUGAGAAAUACUGUAAUCAUAUUGUAGUGAGAAUGAAAUUCAUUAUUAGGUUAAGUCUUCUUUUCGAUUUGGCA